AUGGCGCCAGGAGGGGCGCCCAACGACGCCAAUCUCACGGAGAUGGCGCGAGGUCAGGAGCCGGAUAAAUCAACGACGACACUCUCAACAAUUGCAGUGAAAGCUGGUGUCAAUGCUUCGAUAGUUGUGGCCUUGCUGAAAAGCGCCGGUUACAUCCAACUCCGUGUCGACGAGAUGCAACCGAAACUCCUCUCCAUCGGAAACUCAUCACAAGAAGCGAAAGAUUUACUGAAUAUCCACGACGACCUGAUCCGACGACUCCAGGAAAAAGACGAUCAAGUCGUGGCUCUACUGAGCCGCGCCGACAGCCUUGGAGCCGAGAAAACGAAUCCGAACGAAGCGAUUGUUUACGACGAGAUGGCGAAGAGUUUGCGGGAGACGUGGAGAUCCUUGAAUCGUCAACUUCUGCUGCGUGGCUACAUGCUUAGAGAGACCGUGCAGUUUUAUACGUUGGCUGAGAGUCAUGAGAAGCUAUCCACAAAAACCAUUGAAAUCGUGCAACAAAUAAAUGAACAGAAUUCACAACAGCUUCAAUCAUCAAUCGAUAAGCUUAUCAAUGACAUUAUCGACACCACAGCCUCUGUUGUGGACCUCGGGUCUUCUGUAAUUUCACAAAUCCGAACGCUAGGCCAGCUCGAUGACAAUCCAGAAAGACCACAAGAGAUUCUAGAUGCUUCUGUAAAAAUUGAGAGCAUCAUGUUGAGAGUUGCAUCCGAUUGGGAGAGAUCUGAGCAGUUGUGGCAAGAAAGGAAGUCGGGGGUCUCAAGGACUACAACUACUACAGAGGAUGAGUUGGUAGUUAUUGAGCAGUGGCUUAGUUAUGCAGAGAAGAAGGUGAAGGCGUUGAAUGAAGCUGGACAGAAGAAUGUGCUUUCAGAGGGAAAUAAACACGUGCACCGCCUCCGCGAACUUGCUAACACCCCAUCCUCCGAUGGCGGCCGUAUCUCCCAUCUCUCCGGAAGAAUUGAGGAAUUCCUGCACUACCUAAAAACCCGAAUGAACCGUUCUCAACGUAUCCACGGCUUCCUCCAAGCAGCGAAAUCGAUGUUAUCUCAGUUGAAUAUGAUGGCUGAGGAUAUGAAGAGUGCGAAUGCGGCGAUGGCUGGAGAGUUGGCGCCGCUCGCCAAACAGAAGGCUUCACCGUUGAUUCAUGAAGGAAAAGAUAUUGCUUCCAAGGAAGUGUUGAGCUAUGAAGAGCAGAGACUGGUGAGACAGUAUGUGGAGGACUUGUCGGAGAAGUUGAAGGAGAUCGAGUCACUUGCCAAACAGAGGAAGGAAUCUGGAAAAACUACGUCUCAUUUCUCCAACAUCAAAGCCUGGCUCGACGGUCAAGCCGCCGCGUUCCUUGCCCAGAAAGGUGAUCUCGGAGGAAAUCUCAACGAUGCCCGUGACUUCGUUGUGGCUCACAAGCAAUUCGCCACUGAGCUUAUCAACAGAGACGCUGAUGUUAUGACACUCCUUUCUAGAAAGCCACAAAUGUCUCCAGAUGAGGAGCAACAGUUGACAGAGUUCGUGAAGGAGUACGAGAAGGUUAAGGAGAUUCUGGAGAAUCGCAUCCAAAUCGGAACUACUUAUGAACAAGUUCACGUGUUCGGAAAGGAUCUCGAAGGAUCUUUCGAUGCUCUUCAGACACUACUGGAAAACAAUCAGGAGUAUACAAAUGACAAAGUGGCAGCACAGAUUUCAAAUGUGUUCCAGAUGAUUCUGGAGACAUUGAGUCAGGAGAAGCAUCAAGGCGAGAAAUUCAUCUCGAACGCCACACAAAUCGGAAAAUCUGAUGAAUGGCUCAAUAUCCAGCGUGCACAGGAAGCUGUCAGAAACAUGAUAACCGAUCAUGAAAACCGAUUCAAGUAUGUGCAACACAAGUGGACUGAAUGGCAGAUGGAUAAGAAUUCAACUACGAAAGUGGAAAGUGUGAUGGAGGAGAUUCAGAUGUGGCAGACAGAUGUGUUGGAGUUUAUCGGGAGGGUUGAUAAUUCCAGCGUUACGAAAAAAGAGGAAGUGGAAGAAAUCCAGAAGAGAAUCUCCUCCUUCAAAAACGCUGCGGACAUGCACAAGACCACUCUGGAAACCCUCAAAGAAGAAAACAAGAACGAAGAACAAAUCAGUCGUAUUAAUGUGCUAAUCGAUAAGAACGACUACAUCAAAACACGUCUUGACCAGCUCAGCCAUAAAGUUGAGCUCACUUCCCUUCUGAAAAUUGUGGAGGAUGUGCAAAUUUGGCAAGAAGAAAUGGUGGAGAUUAUCAGGAAUAUGAAUCAAGUAGUGACCACACAAUCAAAUAAUCAGGAGCAGUUUGAGCAUUUGAGACGGAAGAUUGAAGACUUGAAAGUGGAAGUGGAGAAGAAGAGUGAGCAUUUGGAAGCGUGCAAGACACUUUCUCAAAACGAAACCUUCCAAACCCAACUUCACAAAACCAUUCAAAACCAAGAACAGAUCCGUCUUACCACUAUUGAGCUCCAGGAAAAACUGGAGAUAUCAAAACUGAUCCGUGUGGUACAAGAGAUUCAGAUGUGGCAGGAGGAGGCUAUUGAGAUUAUUAGAAUGUUAGAUAGAACCCAACCGGCUAAUAUCCAGGAGGCCAAUGAGUUGAUCGAUCGGGUCCAUGAUCUACAACAGACUAUUGAGCACAAGUCUUCGAGGAUUCAAGAGGUGAAAAAGAUGUCGCAAGUACCGGAAUUCGUUCAUAAAAUGGAAGAGGUUGAGCAUGUGCAGGAGCAGUUGAAGCAUCUUACUGUAGAGCUGGAGGAGAAGUUGGAACAGCAGAAACUAGUGAAAGUCACAGAGCACAUUCAGAUGUGGCAAGAAGAGAUGGUUGAGAUUAUCAAGAUGUUUGAUAGCACUCCAAUGAAGACGGUGCAGGAAAGCCAAGAACUCCAGGAGAAGGUGAAGCUUGUCAAGGAAGCAAUUGCAGUUCAGCAACCGAAAAUCGAGGAGGUGGUAUCCAAAGCGAAGGAAAUCUCAGUUAAAACUCAGAUUGCAAAAGCUGUCGAGCAACAAAAGGUUAUCAGAGAAAUGGCCGAGAAUCUGGAGCGAAAAGCCAUAUCGGCCACAUUCGAGCUUUCCCAACCACAGCAAACUAUCGAGGAGACCAAAACCAUUGAGCUGACUAGUUUAGAGCAAACUCAGAUUACAUUGACUCCGGAAGAGAAGCAAGAACUUCAGAUUCUCAAAAAGAUCAUUGGGGAGAUUCAAAUGUGGCAAGAGGAAACCAUCGAGAUUAUCCGUCUGGUUGACAAAACUCCAAAAACAAUUCAAGAAUCCGAGACUCUUGUGAAGAAAAUCAACGAGAUCCAUCAGACAGUGGAGGCGCAGACUAGAAGAAUUGAGGAUGCGUCGAGGUUCACCAAAGAUGAGACAUUCACGAAGACAGUGCAGGAAACGAUGACAAAGCAGCAGCAAGUUCAACAGUUGGUCAAGGAGCUUCAUGAAAGGGCCGCCUCUCAAAACAUUGUGAUUCGGAAGCAAGAAGAAGAACGGCAGAGAGUUCAAGCCCCGCAGAUUCUGACUCAAUUGAAGGAUGAUGAGGUCGACGAAGGCUGCCGCUAUGAGUUCUCCGCUAGAAUCAACGGAGAACCUGAACCCAAAAUCUCUUGGCUCAAGGAUGGAAUCGACGUGAAAAGUAACAUGGACUACCGUCAGGAAUAUGUCAAUGGUGUCGCCACGUUGGUUAUCGAGGAGAGUUUUAUUGAGGACACUGCGGAGUACACCGUGAAGGCUACAAAUGUGGGAGGGUCAGCGUCAAGUAGUGCUAACUUGAUUGUGAAGUCUAGAAGCGCCAUGUCAUCUGCUAUCCUUGAAGAAGACAAACCAAGAUUCGUGAAACAAAUGCAAAGUGUGCAAGUCAACGAGGGUGAAACCGCCCGUCUGGAUUGCGUAGUCGUCGGAAAACCAGAGCCAGAAGUGACUUGGUUCAAGGAGGAAACUGCUGUCAAAGAAAGCCAAAGAGUCCAUCUGACAUUCUCCGGGGAUCACUGUCAAAUGGUCAUCGAUCAGACUGUUCCAUUGGACACCGGUGUCUAUACAGUUCGUGCCAAGAAUGUUCAUGGAGAGGUUGCAAACUUCUGUCAGUUGAGAGUUGUACCAAAGAAACAAGCUCCGCCACAAACACCACCAAAGCCAAGGACUCCGAUCCAAAGACCUCCGGUUAUCCAGCCAGCGCUUACUAAUACAACAUGGCAGGAAGGAGAGACAGCGACACUCCAAGUGUUUUCUUAUGGAGAGCCUAAGCCAAGAGUUCACUGGAAAUUCAACGACUCUCCUGUCCAAACGAAUAGUCAAGUGCAGAUUUCAGAGCAGGAGGAUGGUUGGUCAAGACUCACCAUCCAACAAAUCUCCCCUGUCAACGCUGGUAUGUAUACGGUAGUUGCUGAGAAUGAGAUUGGAGAAGCCGUGACUGGAGCCACUGUUCAUGUGCAGCCGUCUCUUAAACGAGUGGUAACCACGGAGCAUCAUUUGCAAGAGGAUAUGAAUGAACACAUCGGACAACCAAUUCAACAAACUGUCAUUACCAAGAAGCACCAGGAAAUGGAGACUAGAGAACGCCAAGAUUUUCCACAACCCCGUGAGCCUGAGAAGAUUAUUGAUGAGAAGAGAUGGGUAGAGCUCGUGGAGCAACAUUUCGAGGAGCACCUCUCCCAACGUUCCAUCUCUCCAGUUCCACAAAUCCGAGAAGUCCGGAAGACCGAGUCCCAGCAGAGAUGGAUAGAUACCAUUGAUGAGAUUUGGUCACCAGUGAGGGAUGUGGAAGUUACCGAGACUCGAACAGUAUCAGGAAUGGAUCAGUAUAGCUCUCAUAAUGUUCAUGAGCCAUCUCCACGUCCACAAGGAUACCACACUACUACUACCACAACGAAUAUCUCUCACAUCGGUCAAUCCCACGAACCAAUUCAACCAGUUAUGGGAAGAUCCACGUCAUCUAAUGAGACAGUGAAGACAAUGAAUAUCGCAACUAUCAGACAAUCUCCACAAAGAGAAGUUCAUGAAGCUAGAACCACUCCUGGGCCAACGUCGGAGCAUGUAGCAACUAUCAGAAAGACUCCAGUUAGAGAAACCCAUCAGUCCUCGAUCUCCAAGGCACCAUCCCUGGAGAAUGUUGCGAAGAUCCGACAGUCACCAGUUCCUGAGACUCAUCGAUCUACACUCACCAGGAGAAGUCCGUCAGUGGAGAACAUUGCCAAGUACCAACAGGCUUCCCAGCCAGAGACUUAUCAAGCUACAAUGUCUGGUGGGCAACCGGUUGCUAAUAUUGCUCAAGUCCACGCGCCAACUCAACCUGACCGUCAGGCGAUCAUCAAGGAAGCUCCACAAAUCGACAGAAUCGAUGAUAUCCAAUCAGUUCCCCGUGAGGAGAAAGUGACAACUGUAGUGAAGCAGACAGAGGUUAUCACAAGUGAUGUUGAUAAGAAGUAUCAAGAACAACAACAGAAGCAAAAACAAGUCACGAGCACGGUGACUGAGACGACUUCUGGAGAAGGAUGGGUUCAGCAUCAACAUCAAGAUUUUGUGGAGCCUCAUAAGUCGACGGUGACGGUGAAGAAGUUGGAUAUUGAGGAGUCGCAGAAUGUUAAUCAGCAGAGGUUCGCGGCCCAACCGGAACAGAAGAACGUGGUCACCGAGAAAAUCGAGGAGGACAUCCACAGGGAAUCUAGAAUCCCUGUCAAGCGAGAGCCCCAGACUACUACUACAGUGACUGAGAUGACUUCUGGAGAGGGAUGGGUUCAGAACACUCAUCAAGACUUCCAGAACCCACAUCUCUCAACGACAACGGUGAAGAGAUUGGAUAUUGAUGAGGGACAUCAUGUGAAUUACCAAGCCCAACAACAACAGCCACAGCAACAAACCAUUCAAACACGUAAAGAAGAAGAGGAAGAGUCGAGAAUCAAGAAUGAGUCUAAGAUCCCGAUCAAGAGAGAACCAAAGACCAUGACUACUGUAACUGAGACAACUUCUGGAGAAGGAUGGGUGCAGGAUGUUCAUCAGGACAUGAGGAGACCAGAGCAAUCCACGAUUACUGUAAAACGGCUUGAUAUUGAAGGAGGGGAACAUGUGCAGCAUGACACCCAGCAGACAAGAAACCAGCAAGUGGUUACCACAAAAAAAGAGGAAGAGGAAAACCAAAGAAUCAAGAAUGAGUCUAGAAUUCCUGUUAGAAGAGAGCCGAAGACCACUACCACUGUCACUGAAACGACUUCUGGAGAGGGAUGGGUGCAGAACACUCAUAUGGAUGCAGCACACCCACAUAGCUCUACUGUAACUGUGAAAAAGUUAGGUAUUGAUGGAGAGACGACGAAAAAGACAACCGCUAGACCGAUUAGUAACGAGUAUAGAAGACAGACUGAUGAGGAGUCAUCUGUCCGACAACGAGACAGUUUCAUUCAAGCAUCAGAUGUCGAAGGAUUCUGGACUGAUGGUGCCUACACGGACUCUGCGCCAACACCACCACCCCAACCGAUUCAUAGAAGUACGGCCGAGGAUAACAUGCAGAGGAUCGGGUUGUCAAGAACUACUACUGAGCCAGAGUUUAUUAAGGCGUUCGAGAGAGAGUAUACCGUUGAGGAAGGAGGAAGGAUAGCGAUUGAGUGUAUUUUGGUGGGAAAUCCAAGACCAGCGGCGAGAUUCUUCUUUAACAAUAAGCAAGUGACGGAGAAGUCCGAGUUUUUGAAGAUCUGCCACGUCAACGACACCUACUCUAUCAUCAUCAGUCCUGCUCGACUCGAACACGCUGGCUACUACAAAAUGAUUGCUGAGAACAAGCGAGGAGUCACCGAAUCCCUCACCGUACUCCACGUCCGCCCGAGAUCUCUCCAAACUUAUCAGCAGAAGAGACAAGAGGAGACAAGACUCCAACAACAACAAGCCGCCCGUAGCAAUGCUCCAACAGAAUACACCACUGUGGAGGAGGAGUUUGCAAUGUUCGAAUAUGAGCAGAGGAGACCUUUGAAGCACGAAGCAUCCAAGCUAUCCACUCCACCACCUGCCAAACGAAUCGAGUUGGAGCAUAAGAAGGAUGAGGAGCACUUGGAAACGUAUGACUUGGAAGGAAAGAAGACAAAUGGACAUCCCCCUCACUUCACACAAACCCUGGUGUCUACUGUAGUUGCUCAAGGGGAGAAUACCACUUUCGAGGGAAUUGUCACUGGGUGGCCUGCUCCGACGGUAGAAUGGACUAUUGAUGGGCGGCCCCUUGAUUUGAAGGAUAUCAGGGUGUCGAAUAUCGGUGGACGGGUUUCGUUGAAUUUCUUGAACUGCCAGUUGUCACACGCUGGAAAGUAUAUGUGCACAGCGAAGAAUAAUAGUGGAGUGGCGACGAGCAGUGCGCAGUUGGUAGUGAGACCAAAAACCAUCGCUCCGGACUUUAUCCAACGACUAAUCAGUGAGGAGAUCGAGGAAGGAAGUCAAUUGAAAUGGACAGUGCGUGUGACGGGAGACCCGAUGCCCAAGGUCAUCUGGAUGCGUGAUGGAUAUGAGAUACCGGAUUGCGAGGAGGUGCGGAUUGUUGAUCACGGCGACGGCUACCAUUCUCUUGUAAUCGUUCGAGUAGAGGGUGCAGAUAGUGGACAAUUCACAUGCCUCGCUGAAAAUAUCGCUGGAGAAGCCCGAUCCACUGCUGACUUAGUGGUCCGACCCCCAGGCGCCAAUCCCGGAAAUUACUUCCAUGUGACAAAGGUUACUCAGGAGAAGCAGGCGAAAGGGGCGGAGCCAACGACGACAAGCGCUUUCUCCAUCGAAACACCACGACAGAGUGAAAUGUUGUGA
This is a messenger RNA of Caenorhabditis remanei, 7758 nucleotides long. RefSeq lists its product as uncharacterized. Gene Ontology annotation, biological process: dendrite self-avoidance; homophilic cell-cell adhesion; axon guidance. The transcript has 20 exons. NCBI's taxonomy places the organism in Eukaryota, Metazoa, Nematoda, Chromadorea, Rhabditida, Rhabditidae. Gene Ontology annotation, molecular function: cell-cell adhesion mediator activity. The coding region runs from base 1 to 7758 and encodes 2585 amino acids. The record is from RefSeq and is a predicted model, not a curated record. Gene Ontology annotation, cellular component: axon; plasma membrane.